AUGCCUUUUAAAAAAGAAAAAAAAAGGGGGGGGGAAGCCCCACGCGUGCGGCCGGGAGGGGAGGGGAGGGGGCGCCUUCUCAGCGUCGCCCCGAGGGGACGCCCGGCUCUCGCGCCUGCACCUGCACCUGCGCCUGCACCUGCGCCGCCGCCUCGCGCCGCGUCCGGGAGCCCCCCGGGGCCGCAGCCCCGGCCUCGACCCCGCGAGCCCCCGCGCCGCGCGCGCGCUGCCCCGGCCGCUCUCCCGCCUCCAGCCCGCGGGCCGCCGCGCUACUCACUUGGGCCCGGGAGCCACGUCGGCCGGUCGGUCCGUGGGCGCUGCCGCGCUGGGACGCGGGGAUCCGCCGAGCGCGCGGGGCCGCGCCGCCGACAGCGGGUAAGGUCCGGAGGGACGGAGCGGCUCCUGCGAGACGGCGGGGGCGGGGCGGGGAGGGGCGGGGCGGGGCGGGGCGGGGAAGCCCGGGCGCCGGGCGGCGCGGGACCUCGGGUCCCCGGCCGUGGCUGCGUGGGAAGCGGCUCAACUCGGUGCACUUGUUCACUCUUUCUUCAUUGGAGGAGGAGCCAGUGUUGCAACCUUCAUGUUCCUUGCUGGAGGCAAAACAGUGAUUUUCUGCAGCAGGCGAAUGUCCAGAGCCUGCCAGUUUUGCGAGCCGAUGGUUUCAGAACCCCGGAGGAGUAUCAAGGAGAUAUUCUAAAGGGAGCCUCUCAAGUUUCAAAACCAGAAGUUACUGGAACUCUGGGCUUUCCUCCUUUGAGGCCACUUUUGCUACCAUCCCGGAAUUACUGGCGAGUGAUAUUCAUUGGCGGCCACUUGCCAGGAUGCAGGAAGACGUUAGAAAUCCCAGGAUGCUCUGGUGAUCCUUCUGGACUAGAGACCCCCAGAAAACAGGCCAGGAUGCCCGAGUGGGUGAGAGACUGCACAGAGAAGAGACAAGACUGCCACCUCCUCUGCAAACCUCACAGAAAUGACUCCACUGUCAGGAUUUCCUGGAGGGCCACCUUUGCACAUAUGUUUGAGAAGAGGCUGGCAACUCUGAGGUGCUCCUUGAACAUGCUGUGCAUAUAUCUUGCAUCCAUCUUUUCACUUGGGAACCUCUUUGGAUGCUGUGAAGGUCUACGCCAUGUGGUCAAAGGAGCUCUGGUGGGCAGUGGAAGUCUUCAAGCAAAGAGUUGCGGAUGCUGACGAUUGGAAGCUGGUUUACUGCAUGGAUCAUGGUUUGACGAGUCUCUGUGGCAGACCUUAGACCUCACAGGUAGAAACCUGCACCCAGAUGUGAUUGGCCGGUUGCUGUCUCGAGGAGUAGUUGCCUUCCGCUGCCCACGAUCAUUUAUGGAUCAACCAUUGGUUGAACAUUUCAGAGCUCCUACAAAGAAGAUGCCAUGUGAGCACAAAGCAAGAAAGUAGCCAUCUACAAGCCAGGAAGAGAAAUCUCAUCGGAAACCAACCAUGCUGGCAUCCUAAUCUUGGAGUUCCAACUUUCAGAACUGUGAGAAAAUAUUGUUUAAGCUAUCCAAUCUGUUUUGGUUAUGGUGGCUCAAGCUGAGUAAUACACUCAUGUGGCUGGUAAGUCUGGGUCAAAACUCAGGCUUGUGCUUUUAAUCUCAAGAUUAAAUAAAAAUAAUAUAAUCUACCUUCCCAAACUAAGAUAAAUAAUAAUAAUAAUUGUAAUAAUAGAAAUAAUAACUAACAUGUUCUAAAUACGUGUAUUAACUCAUUAAAUCCUUAGUAUAAAGUUAUGAA
Messenger RNA from Canis lupus familiaris (dog), 1740 nucleotides. RefSeq lists its product as uncharacterized. Bases 1 to 1182 code for a protein of 393 amino acids. The record is from RefSeq and is a predicted model, not a curated record. Lineage: Eukaryota; Metazoa; Chordata; Mammalia; Carnivora; Canidae. The transcript is spliced from 7 exons.